Molecule: messenger RNA, 2263 nt
Organism: Nicotiana tabacum (common tobacco)
Lineage: Eukaryota; Viridiplantae; Streptophyta; Magnoliopsida; Solanales; Solanaceae
Source: RefSeq, a predicted model, not a curated record
AAGGACAAAAAGAGAAAAAGCUCCCUUUUUUUGAGGAGCCGUAUCACUAAAAUCUGGGUGAAGGGGGAUAUUUCACUUGAUGAUUAGAAUAUUGAUGCACGUCGGCCCCCCUUUUUUUUCCUCUGGUGUUCAAUCAUGGAAUAGAUGUAGUUAUUGACUACUUAUAACCUACAAUUAGGCACACUCAACAGACAAAAGAUUCUUGUAAAAUAAUUUACUAGAUAUCACUUGCAAGAUUAAGGCAACAAACUAAAAUUAUUGCAAGACACUUUUGUCGACAUCACUUGUAAGAAUACUGCAAAAACCAGUUUAAGAUGGUUAGUUGUCUAUGAAGCCUUUUUGUCUAUUGCUGUUGUAAACAUGUGAGUGCAGGGUAUGCCAGCUGCAACUUGAUCUGCUCUGACCUAGUAUUUGUUCCAGCGCGUAGUGAUAAGUGGUAAAGCUACAAGAUAUGUUGUUAGCAGUUGGACGAGGAGUUUGUAACUCUCCUCGCGAGUUUGUAAUUUUCGCUGCACAAGGAGUUAAGGCUGUCGUUGCGCUGGAAAUUCUUAAUCCAUGGCACCUUCAAUACGCUUUUGACGAGACAAGGAUGUCGGGGUUCCCGUAUCCAUGUGGUUCACCUCAGCGCUAAUGCCGCUAAACUGCAGUAAACAAUGACACUUGAGAACGCCAAAUGACUGCCUCCACUUACCCAUGCCUUCCGCCUUGGGCCAGAUAAAAAGCUUUCCUCCUUACUGUUUGACAUAAAUAGGUGAAAUGAGGAAAAAGCUGGUGGGGUUACCUUAAAAUUAUCGUGGUAAAAAGGUAAAAGCAACUCCAAGGACACAGCUUUAGAUUUUCAUAGGCAUUAUAGAUUGAAUGUGUACAACCUGUAGUACCGCUGGGCGUUGGUCACAAAUGAGAAGUUGAGGGGCAAAAGAGUCUCAUAAAUAAAUAAAUAAAAUAAAUGAUGGAAAAGGAGAAUAUAACAGGCUGUCAAUGAAUGUGAAGGGAAAACGUAGGAAUGUGCGGGUGACGGUGGUGAGUGAUGACCAUUACUUGUCACCACUCACCUUGUUUAUUACUCCUAAAAAUAAAAUGCUGAGUAGUUUUUAGUUGGGGGGUUUCAUAUCAUUUCUCUCCGUAAGGAAAGCCCCAUUUGACCUACAUUAAUUUCCCUCUUCAUCACCACCGAAUCCCAUUAAACAUAAACCAUGAGCUCUCUUCUUCAAAGUUUUCAGAGCAAGGAAGCUCUGCCAAUGUCGCAACCUGCAGAAGAAACAGCAGCAGGAGGACUUGGCGUCCGCAAAAGAUUGUCUUCUCUCUCCCUAAGGAUGAACAUGCGCGCGAGGUCUGCUUGUCAACAACCCAUCCUCUCAUUCUACUCCACCUCUAACACCUCUUCCUCCUCAUGGGCAUUUCGCCGAUCCAAAUCCUUGUCCUCUUUAUCAGCCGGAAUGGGAGAAUACGCUGGCAGCUCGAUAAGGAAAUGGUGGGAGUGGGGAUUGGGCUGGAUCAUGUCCAAGAAGCCCACGUUCGCCCAGGAUCUGGAAAUGAAUGAAGAGGAGAAAGCCGUAUUGGGAUGCCACAGCAGGGGCAGCUUGAGGCAUGUGUUUUACAAAGUAAGGUCGGAGCUACGGAGGUUCAUCCGCUCCGACAACAACGUCGGUCUACCUCAAACCUUCCGCUAUGACUCCUUCAACUACUCCAAGAACUUCGAUGACGGCAAGGCAAUGAGAAACUGAUCAUAUAUAUAUAUAUGCAUGCGUCAAAUUACCAUUUCUUUUUCUUUUGGAAGAUCUAUAAGCUCUUUUUGUGAUGUCGGUUCAUUCAUUGAUUGAUUCCAAGUUGUUGAUAGAUUCGAGUGGUUGCCAAAUAAUAGAUCCAUCGGGGAGUUAAAAUGUACGUCUCAUUAGGCAGGCAGCCACAGUAAAUGUGCUUCGUAGUACUAUUCUAUAUAUCCUUGUUAAGUAUAAUUUGCGGUGAGUACGUAUAAAUGUAUAAAUUAGUAGAAAGUGAAUUAAUUCAUAGCGGUCCCCUGCUCCUGGAGGCAUUGCAUUCAUCUUCAUCGUAUGGUCGAAUGAGCAGCUGCACAGGCACACAAUGCUAGUUGAGUGGAAGUGAAACCAAUCCCAACCUUGAGCAUGCCGUAGUAUUAAUUUUUGUUUUUUUCCCCCUCUUCGUUGUCCUUGUAAUUCUUUUCCGAUACCAUUCUUGUGCUUUAUAUCAUAUUAUGUACUUUCUCCGUUUGAUUUAUGUAUAAAUGUAAAUUUUGUUGGCCAAA